Onthophagus taurus is the source of this 1885-nucleotide messenger RNA. Lineage: Eukaryota; Metazoa; Arthropoda; Insecta; Coleoptera; Scarabaeidae. The record is from RefSeq and is a predicted model, not a curated record.
GUUUUUUGUGAUCGUAUAGGCUUCGAUAUAUCAAAAUAUAUUAAAUAAUAAUUUCAUAAGUUGAGAUAAUCGUCAUUUCUUUUCGAAUAUUCUUUUUUAAUACAUCCAGAGACGAAGGAGUGUUAUUGGAUACCCUUGAUUUAAGAUGGCCCCAUAAUAAGAAGAAAUCUAUUGGUAAUAAGUCGCGGCUUUGUGUCGGCUAGUUUAUAUCUCCGCGUCUGUAUAUCAAUUUUUCAAAUGAUAAGUACAAGAUUAAACAAAGAUAGGUUAAGACUGCCAUAUUGCUUUAUAGCUAAAGUCACCUUAAGUUCUUCGGUUGGUCCCCAGUCUUCCUAAUCCUCAGAAUGCGCACAAACUGGUAGAAAAUACACAUUUGAUGAUUUACGCAAAAAAUCAGAAAACUUAGCUUUUACUCUUCAAAAUAAUUUGAAACUUCAACGUGGUGACACAGUUGCGUUAUUAUUACCGAAUGUCCCAGAGUACCCAAUAUGUAUUUAUGGUAUGAUUUUAAGUGGUUUACGAAUGACCACUAUAAACCCUACUUAUACGGCUGAGGAGAUUGCGCGUCAAUUAGAAGAUUCAGAAUCUAAAGUAAUUAUAACGUUAAAUGAUUAUUACAAAACCUGUAUACAAGCUAUUGAUUUGAUUAAAAAACGGUUGGAUGUGUUUAUAAUAAAAACUUCAAAUGGAGAAUCAAUUCCUGAUAAGACUAUAGAUUUUCAUGAUUUCAUUAAUUGUAAGAAUGAGUUUAAAGAACCUAAUUUAAAGAAUGAAGAUGUUGUUUUUCUUCCGUACUCAAGUGGAACUACAGGUUUACCAAAAGGAGUUAUGAUUACAGCAAAGAAUUUAAUGUCAGUUAUGUCCCAAGUAGAUACAAAUGAUGUUAGAUUUUAUGUACCAACAACGGAAACUCAUCAAGAUGUUAUUCCACAAAUAUUACCAAUGUUUCACAUAUACGGAUACGCUAUAUGUACGAUUUCUACGUUACAAAGCGGAGUUAAACUAGUUACAAUUCCAAAAUUUGCUUCGGAAUUUUAUCUUGAAUGUUUAGAUAAGCAUAAACCAACGAUAUUAGGGCUUGUUCCACCUUUAGUGUUGUUUCUACAUUCUCAUCCAGCGGUAAAACCAAAACAUUUCGACAAGUUGCGUAUUAUAACAAGUGGAGCCGCUCCUUUAGGAAAAUCGGAUGAGGAUAAAUUUAGAGAAAAAGUUGGAAAACCGGUUAAUAUUAUGCAAGGUUACGGAUUAACUGAAACAUCAGGACUUGCGUUGAGUACACCAUCAUCAAAAGAAGGAAAAUAUCCAGGAACAAUGGGACAUCCAAUUCCAAAUUGUACCGUUAAAGUUGUAAAUCCCGAAGAUAAAACUUUGAAACAUUUAAAUCCUAACGAAGUAGGAGAACUAUUGAUAAAAGGACCACAAGUUAUGAAAAGUUAUCAUAAACGACCAGAAGAAAACAAAAACAGUUUCGUAAACGGUUGGUUUCGAACAGGUGAUUUGGUUCGUUACGACGAAAAUAAAAUGUUUUAUAUCGUUGAUCGCAUAAAAGAACUUAUUAAAGUUAAAGGAUUACAAGUAGCCCCCGCUGAAUUAGAGGAGGUUAUAAGAGGUUUUCCGGAUGUUGCUGAAGCAGGAGUUAUUGGAAUUCCUCACAAAUUUUCCGGCGAAGUCCCGAGAGCUUAUGUUGUUCCAAAAGUUGGUCGGAAAAUUAAUUUGAUUGAAUUAGAAGAGUAUGUUCGAAAAAAAGUUGCUCCCCAUAAAAAAUUAGCUGGGGGUAUUGCUGUAAUUGAUAGUAUUCCAAAAACUGCUUCUGGAAAGAUAUUGAAAAAACAAUUAGUGUUAAGAUACCAAAAAGAACAAAAAUAAAACUAAUUCCUUUAAUUAU